GACCCCGAGGGCAGCGCGGCGGGGGGCGGGGGCCGGGCCGGGCCAUGGCUGCGCUGCUCAGCACCUACCGCUGGCCCGAGCGGCUGGAGGGGGCCGAGGGGCUGCCGCCGGGGCCGCCCCCGCGCUGCCCGCCCGCAGAGAAGGGCUCCGAGAGCCGCAUCCGCCGGCCCAUGAACGCCUUCAUGGUGUGGGCGAAGGACGAGAGGAAGCGGCUGGCCGUGCAGAACCCCGACCUGCACAACGCGGAGCUCAGCAAGAUGCUCGGCAAGUCCUGGAAGGCUCUGAGCCUCUCGCAGAAGCGUCCCUACGUGGAGGAGGCUGAGCGGCUGCGGGUGAAGCACAUGCAAGAUUACCCAAACUACAAAUACCGGCCCCGGCGGAAGAAGCAGGUCAAACGGAUCUGCAAGCGGGUGGACCCCGGGUUUUUGCUGGGCAGCCUGACACGGGACCAAAACGUGGUGCCAGAGAAGCGGACCUGCAGCCAGGCCGGAGGGGAGAAAGAGGGGGCCGGGUGAGUACCCGCCUUGCCCGGGCUGCCAGCCGUCCGGGGGUACCGGGAGGCCCCGGGCAGUGGCAGCAGCACCAGCAUGGACACCUACCCCUACGGGCUGCCCACUCCCCCGGAGAUGUCUCCACUGGACGCCAUAGAUCCCGAGCAGAGCUUCUUCUCCUCACCCUGCCCCGAGGAGCAUCACCGCUCCCACCUUGCCGGUGCCACCUACUCCCCGGAGUACGCGGGCAGCUCCCUCCCAUGCAGCCACCACCCUCUCAGCCCCAUGCCACAGCCGGCCACCUGCAUGAUCCCCCCAGCCUCCAGUUGCCCUCCCCUUCCUCCUCCUCCUCCUCCCAGCUACUACACACCCGCCUUCCCGUCCCUGCACCCCCCUAGCCUCCAUGCCCACCUGGGCCAGCUUUCCCCGCCACCUGACCACCACAGCUUUGACACCUUGGACCAGCUGAGCCAAGCCGAGCUCCUGGGGGAGAUGGACCGCAAUGAGUUUGACCAGUAUCUCAACAACCCCGGCCAUGGUGACCCCCAUGGCGGGGUCUUGGUCAACGGACACGUCCCGGCAUCUGGCAGCUCCCACGCCUCUGAGACCAGCCUCAUCUCCGUCCUCGCCGAUGCCACCGCCACCUACUACAAUAACUACAGCGUCUCCUAGAAGCCCAGCCAGGGCCGCCUGGACCGGCCGAGGAAGGACCCGACACAGUAUUAAGAGGCGUUGCUCCCCAAGGACAUCGCUCACUGCCCCUCAGGGUGACCAAGUCCACACCGCAAGGGCCAUGGAGUCUCCUCGGAGGUGUAGGUAAAGGAUUUCGGUCGUCAGCUCACCACCGGUGCAAAGCCUUGGGUGCCCUGCUCCAAAUGGAGCCGGGGGGCAUUUCCCAAUGGCAAAGCCCUUUGGCCAAGUCCCUCUUCCAAAGAAUAGAUGCUCCUGGGAGUGUGGGAAGGCUGCCCCCCCAUUUUGGGGCACCUCCAGCUCUGCUUUGGAGUCAGCAGGUUGGCAGCACCCCGCAGACGGCAGGACUGAAGUCCCAGCAGGGGCAAAAGCCCCUGGCAGGGGAAAAGGCAGGGAUGGGAGGAAAAGGAAAUAUUUUGGUAAAAGGGCAUGCAGUCUGCAAGCUGCUCUCGGCUCCCACUGUCAGCCUUGCUGCAGCCGCCCCGACCUGCCCGACCACACCGGUGGGGGUUAAACCCCACUCCCACCCUGUCCCCCUGCCCCCGGACCAGGACUUGGGGGCUUCAUCCCUCAGGAGAUCCCAGAGGGGAUGGGACACCAGGGAUGCUGCGGGGGGAUGCUGCAGGGGGGAAGCCAGCCCCGAGGGCUUUCAGCCUGUGCCAUUCUGGAGGAAAGAUCAGGGCUUGGAAAGGCAGGAUACGGCCAGCAUCCACCCCCCAUGGCUUCCCCUUGGCCUCCCAGCAAAAGCGCUUCGAAAGCGGGGAUGGGGUGAGCUGCCCCCCCCAGCAGGCUGGGAACAGGUCCUGGGAUGAGUGUUUGAGUGAAGAGGUGAUGAAGUAGCAGACACAUUUUUUUUCUAAUCAAACAUCCUUUGAAGGCGAAUGCUUCGCAUUUUGAGCCGCAGUGCCCAAUGCCUCUUGUAGCUCCGGCGUAUUAUUGCUUGUAAUAAAGCUGUACAUUGAUUUAUUCCUUCCAUUAUUCCUCCCCUUGGAUUUUGUAUUGCUCGAGUUCUCUUCCUUUUCAUAAAGAUGAAGCUUUAUUUUAAAUCAGUUAUAUGACAUGAUUAAUCUUAGUGUUUACUGUAUGGCACUUGGUAAUGAUUAGUUAGUAGCGUGGCUAUGAUCUUCUGGUUUCAGUCCCAAACAUGUAUUAAUAAUAAUUGCCAAUAAUACUUCAAAACCCCCACCACUUCACAGGUUUUUAAGCUAAUACAUUCCAUCUUUUUUGUGUGACUCUAUGCAUUUUGAAUGAGUGUAGAUAUGAGUUUGCAUAAAAUAUUUAAUUUAAAUAAAUAUGUUUUUAUACAAUGA
Falco peregrinus (peregrine falcon) is the source of this 2491-nucleotide messenger RNA. RefSeq names its product SRY-box transcription factor 7 (gene SOX7). Gene Ontology annotation, biological process: regulation of DNA-templated transcription; cell differentiation; anatomical structure morphogenesis. The record is from RefSeq and is a predicted model, not a curated record. Gene Ontology annotation, molecular function: RNA polymerase II cis-regulatory region sequence-specific DNA binding; DNA-binding transcription factor activity, RNA polymerase II-specific. Lineage: Eukaryota; Metazoa; Chordata; Aves; Falconiformes; Falconidae.